Messenger RNA from Monomorium pharaonis (pharaoh ant), 836 nucleotides. RefSeq names its product U6 snRNA-associated Sm-like protein LSm8. Lineage: Eukaryota; Metazoa; Arthropoda; Insecta; Hymenoptera; Formicidae. Gene Ontology annotation, molecular function: RNA binding. The transcript is spliced from 4 exons. Gene Ontology annotation, biological process: mRNA splicing, via spliceosome. The record is from RefSeq and is a predicted model, not a curated record. Gene Ontology annotation, cellular component: precatalytic spliceosome; U4/U6 x U5 tri-snRNP complex; U6 snRNP. The coding region runs from base 168 to 458 and encodes 96 amino acids.
UGUUUAGCUUUCUUGUAUCGUGAAACUCGUACGUCUAUGAAAGUCAUCCCGGCUUAUGUGGUAAUAACGCGUUGUUGCUGUUUUGCUAACCUAUGUAAUCCGUGAGAACUGAUGAUUCGUUUAUGGUACUUUAUAUCGAUAUUUAAGCAGCUGCGUCCGAUAAUAUAAUGGCGUCUGGAUUAGAGAGCUACGUGAAUCAUACAGUUUCCAUCAUCACAUCGGACGGUAGGAAUUUUAUUGGUACACUGAAAGGUUUUGACCAGACCAUUAAUAUAAUUUUGGACGAAUCACACGAACGGGUAUAUAGCACGACACAGGGAGUAGAGCAGGUUGUCUUGGGAUUGCACAUUAUCAGGGGCGAUAACGUAGCAAUAGUAGGAGAGCUAGACGACGAGAUGGACGCGAGAUUGGAUUUAUCGACAAUACGAGCUGACCCCCUAAGUUCUAUCACACAUUGAUGACAUUGUACCUUAAACUGCAAUUGGAAUCGUCAUCAGUUUUCGUCUGAAGUUUAAAAUAGAAGUAAUCGCGAAGAUUAGAAAAAAAUUAAUACAACUUUUUAUACAGGUCGUAUAUUGUAUAAAAAUCUUCCAUUUCUCAUAUAUAGACACGUUUACUAUAUAUAAUUGUAUUUUAAAAAGUGCACAGAAUUAAUACAGCAGUAUUUACAUCAUUGAGCCAAACUGAAAACUUACGUUUCAUCAACAAUUCUUAUCUGUACAAAAAUCUUCCUAUAUAUAAUGAUAGUAAAUUUUACUCUUUACAAAUGUAAUUUCAUUCUAUAUGUCAACAUAAUGUAGCAAUAUAAUAUAAUAAUAAAAGUAUGUAGAUUAACA